This is a messenger RNA of Metarhizium brunneum ARSEF 3297, 882 nucleotides long. It is a transcript of the gene FCR1, whose product is annotated as Fluconazole resistance protein 1. Lineage: Eukaryota; Fungi; Ascomycota; Sordariomycetes; Hypocreales; Clavicipitaceae. Gene Ontology annotation, biological process: regulation of DNA-templated transcription. The record is from RefSeq and is a predicted model, not a curated record. Gene Ontology annotation, molecular function: zinc ion binding; DNA-binding transcription factor activity, RNA polymerase II-specific.
AUGAGAACCCUAAUACCAGGGGAAGAGCAACCAAAAUCGCAGACGUCAAACGAAUCACAGGGAGGGACGUCGUCCCUGCUAAGACGGCCACGAUACGACCGUGUUAGGGCGGCCUGCGAGAGGUGCCGUGUUAAAAAGUCCAAGUGCGACAAUGGCCGCCCAUGCUCUCGGUGCAAGGACGACGGUGUGUUCUGUACGACGAGUACAGGAAAGAAGAAGGAAUACAAACAACCACCCCCAGGAUAUGCUGAAAUCCUCGAAAACAAUCACUAUACACUCAUUGCAACCAUAUAUAAGCUAUACGAUAUGGUGCGUAGCAACCAAUCGUGGGACCGACAGGAACCAGACCUGAACCAAGAGGGGCAGCCAGUUAUACACACUAUUGCUCGUUUACUAGGAUGCGCCCGCCGUGUCGAUGAUACUAUUUCCGUGGGAGCAAGUCUUCCGGAGACAGAGUCCGACAUGGUAGACCUAGCUUGCCAACUGCUUCACCACCAGCGUUCCCAAGGACAAAGUCCCCCCGCGACGGAUGCAGAUGGCUCAUUACCGUCCAGUUUAGACUCCCCGCCAUAUGAACCGACAAGUCAAACGACAUUCCUGGAUACCGCAGCCUGUGUGGCUACUGUACCUACGCCAAGCUUUGCCGAAAAUUCCGAUGAGGACUCUAGGACCCCAUCCCGCAAUCUUCAAGUAAACGGCCCGUACGGCACGUGUAUUACCCCCGAAUUAUUCCUUACGGGAUCAGUAUUCCAGGACUGGGGCGCCGGGUUGGAGCCUUGCAACAUAGAACAGUAUGGUGCUCGAGAGAUUUUUGAUGACGAUUCCAUGUCACAAGGCGAUCCUAUCGAGUGGCAAAGCUUUCUGCUUUCUCUGUUGAGUUAA